Molecule: messenger RNA, 797 nt
Organism: Octopus sinensis (East Asian common octopus)
Lineage: Eukaryota; Metazoa; Mollusca; Cephalopoda; Octopoda; Octopodidae
Product: putative gamma-glutamylcyclotransferase CG2811
Exons: 3
Coding region: 203-676 (157 amino acids)
Molecular function (GO): gamma-glutamylaminecyclotransferase activity
Source: RefSeq, a predicted model, not a curated record
CGGAUAUCUUCGUGAUAGAACAGGCACACACAGAGACAAGAACAAGCGCGCGCGCACACACACACACAGAGUUCGCAGUAGCUGUUACAGAGGUCACGAAGAUAUCCGAAAAGAAGUGUAGAAUUGUCAAAGUUUUGUCGAGUUAUAUCGAAGGAUUGCUCUAAUUUGUUUACUAUCCUUUAUUGUAUGUUUACUUCUGAUCAUGACGGUUCAACUGGAACGUGUCUUCGUCUAUGGUACACUCAAACGUGGUCAACCCAAUCAUUUUGUGUUAGAAAAUGUAACACAUGGUUUGGCUAAAUUUAUAGGCGAUGCAACUACUGCCCUUCGAUACCCGUUGGUCGUUGCUUCUCAAUAUAACAUCCCUUUUCUGUUACCAUUUGAAGGGAAAGGAAACUUUAUUUCUGGUGAAGUCUAUGAAGUAGAUGAGAAAAUGCUCAAGCAACUUGAUGAGUUUGAACUACAUCCAGAUGUCUACAAACGUGAAAAGAUAUCAGUUAUUUCCAACAACAAUAGUUUUAUGUCCUGGUGCUAUAUUCUUCAGAGACCUAAGCCUAAACUUCUAGACCUAAAAUUACUUGAUAAUUACAACAACGAUAACUGUGCUGAAGAGGAUAAAUAUAACGGGGAUACUGAAGAGGAUACUUUUUAUCCAUCUGAAGUAAUGGAAAGUUAACUUUCAACUCUAAUGUUAACUCUUACAUACAUAUAAGAGUAACCAUACAUUUAUAUAAAAUUAUAUUUUAAUUUGAUAUUAUAAGAAUUAAAGAUAAAUUAAAUAUAUUUUACCACUUUUA